Messenger RNA from Gloeophyllum trabeum ATCC 11539, 2712 nucleotides. RefSeq lists its product as uncharacterized. The record is from RefSeq and is a predicted model, not a curated record. The transcript is spliced from 16 exons. Gene Ontology annotation, biological process: exocytosis; Golgi to plasma membrane transport. The coding region runs from base 1 to 2712 and encodes 903 amino acids. Gene Ontology annotation, cellular component: exocyst. NCBI's taxonomy places the organism in Eukaryota, Fungi, Basidiomycota, Agaricomycetes, Gloeophyllales, Gloeophyllaceae.
AUGGGGAGACUCAAGCUCGAGAUAGAUGAAGCGACUCUGCUGAGGCAGUACAAGAUAUCUACUUUGGAACCCCAGAAAUGGGAAGAAGUGGACCAUGACCUGGGCGACUCGCUCGCCGGUGCCCUCACGAGUCCCACUGGAGAGGGCGAGGGGGACCCGCUAGGUUUGGGCGCCAUCAUAGAUGUGAAGAAUAUGGAUAUGGAAUCGCGUGCUGCCGUGUCCAUAUCCUCGAAGUCGUUCGACCCGAAGGCAUUCCUAGCGACUGUGCAUCCCAAUGCCACCUACCAGGACCUCGCGUCCGGGAUAUCUCACCUCAGGUCCUCGAUCGAUGCGCGCUCUCAAGCCAUAAGGGUGCUUGUAGAGGAGAACUUUGACAGAUUUGUUGCUGUCAAGGCGUCCACAGAUGCUGUAUAUGCGGAGAUGCGCGAAGGACUCUUGUCGGACAAGGCAGAGUUCGCAUCUAAGCCCAUUCGUGAUCAGUUGAAACAGGCUGCCGUGAAGGCGGACCAAGUGUUCCUCCCAGUCCUCGAGAACGCGUCCAAAGCCCAGAAGUUGCGCACAACUCUCGGAGUGUUCGAGCGCUCCAAGUUCUUCUUCAAUCUUCCUGGUGCAUUAGCAGAGUCCAUUGAAGCGGGCAAGUACGAGGCGGCACUGAGGGACUACAACAAAGGCAAGUUUCUGCUGGAGUCGCGGCCGGGCCAAUUGCUCCCAGUAGGCUCUAGCAAAGACGCCCAGGCCGAACAGCAGCAGAAGCGGAUCCUCGAGAAAGUCUGGAACACAGUGGAGAAGGCGAUGGGUGAGAUGAGGAGCAUGCUCCUUGCCAAGCUCAAGGAGCCCAGCCGGCCUGUGGAAGAACAGGAGAAGACCAUUGAGCGCCUUAUAUCUGGCGUGGACUGGUACAGGAUCUUGCUUGAGUUGAAUACUCAAGACGACCCUGUGUGGGCAUACUUGGAUAGUCAGCACAAGCACACAUUACACCAGAUGAACGAAACGUACAAGGCUGGCGUCGCCGGCAUAGAAGAUAUGCGUGGGCGGACGCCGUUAACGCCCAACGACGCUACCAAAGGUCUAGCGGCACAACUCCAGGCUUGUGUCACCGCGCUGGACUCGAAGCAGCCAGACACGGUCAUUUCACAAUCCGGUGGACACGAGGAGUGGCAAGGCAUCGUGGACCUGAUUAAGAGCGUCUCGGAGGUCAUGCUAUCAGCUCUCCCUAAUUUUUGGAGGAUAUCCAAGGGUUAUAUGGAUGGCAAGUUCAAGAAGACGUCAGGCUCUAGACGAAGUGCAUCCCAAUGUCGCACUAUGGCUUUAGACAUCAUCAAACUCUACAUCUCUCUCCUGUCUGAAUUCUUCACGCUAUCGGAUUUGGUCAUCAUGAAGUCCGCGGGGAACGACAACGCCGCUACUCCACGCCUGAUCCCAAAGAACUCCAACUCUAUGACAACCGCUCAUUAUCUGCUGCGUAUCCUGGGUGAGGCACAGGACACGGUAACGGAGCUCAACUCGAUGGAGAUCUCUAGUGAAGGCACUUCGGGCCUCAAGAGCUUGAUGGAAAGUACGAGAUGGAGGUUUGAGGAUCUCCUCAUUCAAGCAUGGUUACGAGACGCCAACGUAUUCUAUUAUCUGGAGUCCUGGGUCGCGAGUACGGUCGAGCCGCAUACCACGACUUACCUCUCUCGCAUACAACAGUACCAGAGGCACAUCGUCACAGCUGCUUUCAAGGUCGCUGGUGGUGUCGACCUCCCGUCAAGCUUGAGUGUCUCGAAGACGAUCAAACAAUACCCAAUACCGGUGGAGUUCACCAACAGGAUCACAAGGGCGUUCUUGGACUCCCUCUACGCAUUCCUCGACGGACUCGUGCACCUAGCCUCUGAUGAGUCACCUGACAUGGCAAGUGACAAACCGCCUGCUCCGGAAGUAGGAGCAGCAUCCGCUGUCAAUCCCUUAGAAUUGCUGGACUUGACUAAUACCGACAACCGUUUGUUGUUGGUUGUGUCAAACUUUGGUCACCUUCAACGUGUCAUCAUCCCGGCCAUGAUCUCCGAGCUCGAGACUGCUUUUUCAAUCUCUAUGGAACAAGAUAAACAGACGCUAAUGACUGUGGUCCAAGAACUCGACAAGACUCUGUUUGAUAGCUAUAUCAGCCCGAAGGCCGCAGUAGUGAAGGGCAUGAUCCGCAACGGCAUUCUCGACAGUGACAUUGAUUGGUACGAGACGCCUCAACCCACAGAAAUACGACCAUACAUGUUUGAGACGUUGAUGUAUCUCGUGGGAGUUCACAACCAGGUUAACACGGCAGCUGCCCCACUCUUGGAUCGUACUCUGAAAUCAUUAGUUGAACAUGUUGCCGAGGAAGCAUUACGUUGCUUCCGGCAGGUCAAGAAGUUCGGUAUGGGUGGUAUGCUGAGGGCAACCCUCGAAAUCGAAUUCCUGCACCAGACCGUCAACCGCUACGUCACGCCGACCGCUGAGAAGACCCUCUCAGACUUGUAUCAUAAAAUAUCGCAAGCGUACUCCCGCCGUCCCGGAGACGAGGAUCUGCAGACGCACCUGGACGGCGUCAAGAAGACGCUGGCAGACACUCGGAGGGCUACUGGGAUCGAAUUCCUUUGCUUUAGGCAAAACAAGGAAAGGAAUACCAAAGACGGGAAGGAUGGGAAGGACAAAGCCAGAGACAGAACGAGAAGUCGGGCCACGAAAGACGGCCGAUAG